AUGUAUUUCUUCACUGAGUGGCCUAGUGUUAUAGAAUCAUUCUACAAAAAGGAGACAUUUUCGCUUCGUGUAUCUGAUGAUGGUGAAUUUUUCAUUGUGUGUACCGAGGCGGAUGUGAUUCUUUUCCACAUGAGACUUCUCUGUAAAAUUGCUCACUUUACCCGCUCAGAUUCUUGUUUAAGGGAGAACGGACCAACAUCCUCAUUUAUUCUGAGAUGGGAUUCUUCCAAGAUAAUGUUGUGUACUGAAAAGGGUGUUGUUAUAAUAUAUUGCAUUGACAACCUACCAUUAUCAUUACCCAGUGUUCCACACCAAGCGAUGGAUAUUUUUACGCUUGAUACCAGAAUUAAAGUUGCGGAGUGCUGCUGCAAUGCAUUUUGUUUGGGAGAAAUUGUUGUCAUUGCGACUGUUGAGGGAGACUUGGUACGCAUUAAUUGGGAUGGUUCGUAUUUUGGCACCACCCUUAGUUUAACGUCGAUUGGUUUAGAGCCAAAUGAUAUAAACUGCAGUGAUGAUAGAACCUCGGGACUAAAAUACUAUUGUAAAACUCUUGAAUGGGCCCCAACAUUUGGCGGCGCCUUCUCUCUUAUUUCUUCCGGUCAUGUGGCUUUUAUAACGUCUCUCGGUUCAUCUGGAGAUCAAUUGCCAAUUGAAGCAAAGUUGGUUGAGAAUGCUACUAACUCAACAAGCACAGCAGUGAAUAAUCGCUUCCGGUCACUGGCAGUUGGGACACAAAGUAGUGAAGUCCUCUUGUACAGAAUGGAUGAAGUCUCUGGUACUGUUCAGGUGCAACACACUCUUCGAAUGCAUAACCGCGAAUCAUCUUGCUCGCGUGAACAAUUAGGAGCUGUGUCUGAAGUUGUAUGGUCCCCAGACGGUUAUACUUUGGCAGUUGCUUGGCUACACUGUGGCUGGGCAUUGUGGUCAGUGUUUGGUGCCCUUAUAUACUCGAGUUUCGGUGAGCGCAUUAACCCGUUGUAUCAAGUACAUGUUUCAAAUCUGUCAUGGGGUCACCAUGGUUAUAAUAUUCUGGGCUCAAUCAUUUUUACCAGGAAGCUUAUUUCUGGAAAUGCCGACGUCAUGUUUACAGAAUUUCAUACCAAAGGAAAACCCAAUUUAAACUCAUCAAAAGAGGAGGAGGAUAGUAUUCAGUCGCCAGAUUCUUUUGGUUGUCAGAAUAGUCACUCAAAAAGGAAGUCGUAUCUCGUCGUCUUUCACUUGACUAAGUCUGCAGUAACUGCCAAUCCAACUUCUGAUAAUCGUUUGCAUCUCGUCCUACAGUACAACGACCGAAUUGCUGUCAUAGGCGAAAACCAGAUGGUGUCCGGUGUCCAAAUACAGAACCUGGUUGUGCCGAAAGAAUAUAUGAACUCCAAUUGGCCCAUUCGAUAUGUCGCUGUUUCACGAGAUGGUAAGGAUAUCGCUGUCUCUGGUCGUAAUGGAUUCGUUCAUUAUAAAGGCGUUUCGCAGCGCUGGUAUGUUUUCGGUAAUGUCAAGCAGGAAAACUCAUUCCAUGUUUUUGGGGGUAUUGCAUGGUGGAAACAAUAUAUAUGUUGCAGCUGUUUGAUGGAAAAUUAUGAUUCAAGUGAGGUUCGCGUGUACUCCUCACUUCGAAAACUAGAUGAGCAGUUUUGUUCUGUUUACAAAUUUUCAUACCUGGUUUUACCUGUUGUUGUGGACAGCUUUCAAAAUUGGUUCCUUAUACUCACUAAUGAUGGUUGUUUAUGGCUAUUUGAAUUAAUGGAGUCCGAUACUGUGCUUAUAUCACCUUUGAAGGUAGUAAAUUUAACAGACUUUGUCAUCUUCCCGGCUUGUGUUGUUCAAAUUUGUCUAACAGCUUUAAAAAGUAAUGCUUUGAUUGCGGCCUACCAACCAAGUGUAUCCUCUGAUCAGUUUUUCCAUUGUUCUCCUAAUCGCUGCUCAACUGAAUGCCUCCUAAUAAAUUAUUCUGGUAACGUGUUUAUUUUGCAGUGCUUCUCUCCAGAUGUACCUUGUGGAAGUACAGCGAAAUCAACAGGAGUGAAUGAAACGCAACUGCAUUUCGGAAAACCUUUCUUAAUCGCCUCUGAAACUGAAGUUGUGUGGUCUGCAGGUUGUUAUGGGUCUUUUAAAUCUUCACCGCAACAUUCUUCGCUUAAAUCAUCAUAUAUGUAUCAUAUAAAUCCGUACACAAGUGAUUCCCUUUGGUUUUAUUCGGGAGCAAGUGGAUUUAGUGUUUGGCUUGCUCUACCGCCAAUCACUUCCUCUUCAUCUCAUAUAAACUCUGUUGUAUCUGGUGACAGUUACGUAAAUAGUGUCACCUCGGAGAAUGCGUCAACGCCUACCUAUAACUUCCGACGGAUAAUGCUGCCAGUCAAACUAAACAGUGACUUCUAUCCCCUCAGUAUUUUCUUUCCGGAGAAUUUGCUGGUGGGUAUUACUAAGGACUUUCACCGUUGUUGGAAUGUGUCAAAAAUUAACGCUAAAGAAGACAUAUCUUCUGAUAUCUUCACCUUGUUUCCUUAUGGAGUAUUCUUUGUAGAGAUUCAGAUAACACUGCAUCAAAUUAUUCAGCAAUUGUUAAAAAAAAAUUUGGGAGCCCAUGCGUUUCAAAUGAGUCUUGUGUAUCAAAAUUUCGAAUAUUUCCCUCGUACUUUGGAACUGUUAUUGCACGAAGUUUUGGAGGUUGAAGCCGCUUCGAAAAUUCCGACUCCAGAUCCUUUAUUACCGCAAGUUGUAGCGCUUAUCCAACAGUUUCCUAACUUUUUGGAGAUACUGGCUCACUGUUCGCGUAAAACUGAUGUAACCUGGUGGCCUCACUUAUUUACAACCAUUGGAAGAAAGCCGCGAGAUCUGUUCGAACUGUGUUUGGAAAAUCAGCAACUAGAAACAGCAGCUUCGUAUUUAAUUAUUCUGCAAACAUCGGAAGCUGUUUCUGUUAGUUGGAAGUGUGCACUCAAUCUCUUUCGAGCAUCACUGCAAUCAUUGAAGUGGAACUUGAUCAGGGAUAUAUUGCGUUUUCUCUGUUCUAUUGGUUGUAAUGAAUUGAACUCUGCUAAUAAUGACAGAGUUAUAGCUCAUGUGAAUCAAUCCCGCCUGUCAAUCCCAAGUCCGUGUAAUCAUAAUUAUGGUGUUUCAAAAAGUCAAAAUUAUGAUGCUCAGCCGCAAGCUUGUAAAAUGUCUAGGAGUAGAAUUGUUUGGUAUAAUGAAAUAUCGAAGUAUCAACCUACCUUUAGUGCUCUCAAACCGUUGAACUUGGAAAAUAAUCAGUGUAAGGAUCUUAAUAGUUCAUUCGUUGGUCAUUGGUCAUUUUCCGAUAUUCGACCACAACUUAAAGAGAUUGUGUCCAAAAUGACCAUUGAAUAUUUCUCUCAAGGUUAUCUAAAGCGGGCCUCACAGCUGAUUACAAAUAUUCCGGAAAUUUUUAUUGAUGAUUCGUCUUUCAGUCGAACGAAUGUUCUGGCUAAUUGGAUAAUGAAGCAUAUGCGUGAUCUUCAACCAGUUCUUUCGUGGUCUCAAGCAUUUUACAAUUUACUCACUGAUUUUAAUAUUUUCACCAUCAAAAAUGAAAGUCAUUUUAUUUCAAAAGAAGCAUCUGUCUCUCAGCCUUUCAAUACUGUACAAGUUGAAAAAGCUGAAUCAACUUUUCCUUUUGAUACGUGUUCGAUUCCGAAGCAGUCACUCUAUCAGUUGAACUAUCUGUUGAACCAGUUGAACUUAGCGAACUGUCAUAACUGGGAGUGCCUAAUCAACUUGCUUUGUCUAGAUCGAGAUGCUUUUCUACGAUCAGUCAAUAUGGCUGCUAACAGUACAAUACUAUCAUUUAUCUCUGCGUUGAAUGUUAAAGAAAUUCAAGAUCAAAUUUCAGCAUCAAAUAUCAGUUCGAAUGAGUUAGUGUAUAGUGGUGUCGAUCACACUUCAGCACCCAAUGUACAUUAUGAUUUUGGUUGCGCAAAACAGUUGUUAUCUGGUUUGGAAGAAUUGAAACAUUGGUCAUCUGAAAAAUAUCCUCUUUAUUAUGAGUUUUUGAUUUCUUGUGAACCUGAAGUCAAUGAAAUUUCUAAUAAGCUCAAGCUAUUUUCCAACGGGAAAGGUGACUUAAACUUGCAGUCUAUUUUUGCUGGCUAUAAUUUCCACGACUAUGAAGAGGACAUUGUUAAUAUGCUAAAGCGCCAAAAUAUAAAAAUCGACAAAUCCACUUUUUCAUCACUUCUUCACAUAGGAUCACAUUUUUUGAAAUCGCAGCAGAUGGAUGGUGUAAACCAUUCUGCCAGUAGUUUUCGAAAACGACCGGUUUCCUUGGGUGUCUCUUCGUCGUCUGCAUCAGAUGGCGUUUUUGCUUCAUGUGAACGGAAUUCAGUGAACAACUCUGUGUUCCUGAAUUCAGUUUCAAAAUCACAAGAUCCGUUCCAAUCUAUAUCCAGUUGUUCGACACCAUCUGUCUUGAAUGUAGAUAAUGUGAAUACAGACUAUUACGAAUCAACUAAGAAAUUGCAGUUAUCAGUUCGUACUUCUAUUCCCUAUAUAAACGACGAAGAAAUGUAUUCUGAAAACGGAUAUUUAUUUAAUGCAUCAAUUGAAAAUGAAGCCUUAGAUUCUGAAUCGAAUCGGCUGGUUUGUUCUGUGAUGUAACUUUUCAUUUCCACUAUUCUUAUAUUACUUUAAAUGUAACUUCUGA
Molecule: messenger RNA, 4657 nt
Organism: Trichobilharzia szidati
Lineage: Eukaryota; Metazoa; Platyhelminthes; Trematoda; Strigeidida; Schistosomatidae
Source: the annotation of a GenBank genome assembly